GCUUCAGGUCUGAACAUGAGGAGCAGCAGGGGAGAUAGCUGCACUGGUUUCAGCUGAGCGGCGCGUCUCUCUGUGUCUCCUGCGGAUAUUUCGCCUGAAAAGUGGAAUUUGCUGAACAGAUCGAAUGAAAACCCGCUGGUCACAUUUGGGAUUAGAAGAUGGGACAAGCUUCUUGACAGAGAAAGGAAAUAUGCAGCAGGAAAACUAAGCAUGGCUGCGCAUCGAAUUCGAGCAACAAAUAACAACAACGCAAUACCUCGCUGCAAGUCUGAGGGCACACUUAUUGAACUAAGUUCUGGAGUGUCAGAUGCCACCCUCUCCGAUGUUAAAGGGCCCAGUCUUAGCACUUUACGACUGGAAGCUACUGCCUCAAUUGAAUCUGCUAGAGAAGUCAUUGCCAUUAAAGAUUACUGUCCAUCAAACUUCACCACCCUAAAGUUUUGUAAGGGAGACCAUCUUUAUGUUCUUGACACAUCUGGUGGAGAGUGGUGGUAUGCCCAUAAUAACACAGAGAUGGGAUACAUCCCAGCAGCCUAUGUCCAACCUGUCACACAUCGAGAAUCUUUAUCCUGUGACAGUGGCAUGAUUGACAGCCUAGGAGACAUUUCCAAUGAUGGGUCCAAAGUGCCAGAGCAACGUGGAGAGUGGUCAGAGCACAUAAAACCUACCGUUCCUCAAAAAGGAAACCCUUUUGGAACUAAGCGGAUGUCUCUCAACCCAUUCCUUGAAGGCUCCUUGCUAACUGAUCAAAACAGUAUCCAGAGUUCAACAGACCACCUUGGUUUUGAUACGUCCUCCUCUCCAGACUCAAAAAACAGCAGCAGUAUUAACAUCAACAAGUUUGGAAGUAAUGUUUUGGAUACAUAUUGCUUGAGCCCUGGCACAGAGAAGGGUCCAGUUCUUAGAAGGAACAACCCAUUUUAUAGGAGCAAGCGUUGUUACAGUUUGUCCGAACUGUCCAUCUUGCAAUCACAGGCAGAUGUACCUCCAGAAUUCUCUGGUUUUUUCGGUAGCUUGAAAGCACCUUCACCUGAGCAGUUUCAGAGUAGAGAAGACUUCAAAAAUGCCUGGUUAAACCACCGCAAGUUUACAAGGUCCUGCCAUGACCUAGAUUCCAUUGGGCAAAAUCUUGGAUGGGGUCAAACACAGCCAUUAGAGACCAAUAUUGUGUGCAAACUGGACAGCUCAGGUGGUGCUGUUCAGUUACCCGACACUAGUAUCAGCAUCCUUGUACCCGAGGGCCACGUUGCACCAGACGACACUCAGCAGAUAUCUUUAAAGGCCUUGCUGGACCCACCGUUGGAGCUUAACAAUGACAAAUGUACUACUGUGAGCCCAGUGGUGGAGAUUAAGCUUAGUAAUAUGGAAACUAAAACCACUGUAACAUUAGAGAUGAAAGUGUCUGUUGUAGUCAAGAUGGAGAGUCGACAAACAGCAGAAGUGAUCUGUGUCCGCAGUGACUGCAAGGAGGGACCCUAUGUUCCAAUUCCUCAUGUUUAUAUGUAUGGAGAUACAGUACAGGUAACCUUGGACAAUUUAGAGCCAUGUAUGUAUGUAUCUGUUGUUGCUCAAGCCCAGGUUGUAGCCCCAUACAACACAGUCUGGGAGCAUGUUGUAAAGAAAGUUACACUUGGCGUAUAUGGUCCCAAGCAUAUACAUCCAUCCUUUAAGACAGUUGUUGCCAUGUUUGGCCAUGAUUGUGCCCCAAAAACAUUAUUAGUAAGUGAGGCUAAAAUGCAGUCUCACUCUAUUCCACCAGUAUCCCUCCAACUCUGGGGAAAACACCAGUUCGUACUUGCAAAGCCUCAAGAUCUUAAGGUUGGUGUGUAUUCCAACAUCUCAAAUUUUGAAGUGAAAAUUAGUGAGCAGACAAGGGUGGUGAGGAGUUUUCAGCUGAAACUUGGCAAAGUAUCACGCCUCAUCUACUUGAUAUCUGCCCGAGAUCCAGACAACAUCUCGGACUUCACUUUGCGCAUUCAGGUUAAAGAUGACAAGGACUGCAUCCUUGCCCAGUUUUGCGUUCAGACACCACCUCCUCCACCAAAGGUUGCAACAAGCUCGGUGCAGAGGCGCUUUUUAAAGAAAAAGGAAAUGCACAAAUCUGUACUGCCACCUCUAAUAGGACUCACAAAAUACCCUGUGUUUCAAGACAGACCAGUCAAAAAUAUCAAGUUUGGAAAGCUGCUAAAAACUGUCCUUAGACAGACAAAGAGCCAGUAUUUGCUGGAAUACGUGAAAGGAGAUGUGGUGGCACUUUUGAGUGAAGAAAAAAUCAAACUUAAAGGGCAUCUUUGGACCAAGGAGUGGUACAUUGGAUACUAUCAUGGCAGAAUUGGAUUGGUACAUGCCAAGAACAUUCUUAUAAUGGGAAAAGUCAAACCAGUUAAUUUAAAGGGGCCUGAGCUAACCUCUACUGUUCUUUUAGAGCAAAUCCUAAUCCCCUGCAAAUGUCUCACUUACAUGUAUUCCUCAUUGAGGUCUAUACUGAUGGAAAACGUAAAUAGCUGGAGAGCAUUUGCGGAUGCCUUGGGCUAUGUCAACCUUCCUCUGGCACACUUUUGUCGUACAGAACCAAACAGUGAGCCAGAAAAAGUGGCCUGUGUUCUUGAGAAGCUUAAAGAAGACUGCAACACAUCUGAAGUAAAGCAAAGGAAGUCUUUCCAAAAGGAGCUCUUUAUGGCCCUGCUGAAACUGGACUGUCAGGGGCUGGUGGCUCGGCUGCUGAAGGACUUUGCGCUUCUCACUGCAGCAGUGGAAGUGUCUGACCGCUGGAGAGAGCUUGCAGAAAAACUGGCCAAAGUGUCACGCAAACAGAUGGAUUCUUACGAGGCUCCUUACCGAGGCACAGAUGGUGUGAUAGAGAGCGAGGCCAUGUGGAAGCCGGCGUAUGAUUUCCUGGUAACGUGGGCAGCCCAGAUCGGUGAUAGUUACAGGGACAUACUCCAGGAGCUUCACACUGGCCUCGACAGAAUGAAGAACCCCAUCACCAAGCGCUGGAGGCACUUAACAGGAACACUCAUCCUCAUCAACUGCCUGGACCUGUUACGGAGCACCGCCUUCAGCACCGCCCCCCAGGACGACUGCGCCGUGUAGACGUCACAGAUGCAUCUGAAAUGACACCCUAUUCACGAUACAGUGCAAUAUAUGACAUAUAUCAUGUUCAAAAGCAUAGUGGCAAAUUCCAUGUCAUAGCAUGUAAAGUUUACGCAUAAUCCUCAUUGCUGUUUGUAGAUGAAAUAAGUAACGAUUUUAAGCACUUUUCCCUUCAACAUUUUAAGAUUUCCCUUCUCCAUUUCCUCUUGCUUCACUCCCCAUCGGCAGAGGGAUCGAGUCCAUAUGACUGUAGACACACAAUUCAAAAUAUAAUAAAAUAGUGGUGUUUAUAAAAGUAAAUUAGCUAGCUAAUUAGCAAGAUUAUAGGAUCAAAAGAAAUACUGUACUAUUUACUGUGCUAUGUACAGUCAAGAACUAAAUCAAAUUCAAGUUGUCCAGAGACCCUAAACACUCCACUCCUCUGAUACACACUUCCUAGUGAACAGGGAAAGUCAACCAGGUAGUGUUGCAAACAGUAUUGAAAAGCAAGAAUUGUGGUUUUCCGCUGGAGUAAAUCACACUGACAAUUCACACAGACAAUUUCUCUGUCUAUUAAUGAAAUAGCCUUAGUGAAAUACACUAUAUUACCAAAAGUAUUCGGUCACCUGCCUUGACUCACAUAUGAACUUAAGUGCCAUCCCAUUCCUAACCCAUAGGGUUCAAUACGAUGUUGGUCCACCUUUUGCAGCUAUUACAGCUUCAACUCUUCUGGGAAGGCUGUCCACAAGGUUGAGGAGUGUGUUUAUAGGAAUUUUUGACCACUCUUCCAAAAGCGCAUUGGUGAGGUCACACACUGAUGUUGGUCGAGAAGGCCUGGCUCUCAGUCUCCGCUCUAAUUCAUCCCAAAGGUGUUCUAUCGGGUUCAGGUCAGGACUCUGUGCAGGCCAGUCAAGUUCAUCCACACCAGACUCUGUCAUCCAUGUCUUUAUGGACCUUGCUUUGUGCACUGGUGCACAGUCAUGUUGGAAGAGGAAGGGGCCCGCUCCAAACUGUUCCCACAAGGUUGGGAGCAUGGAAUUGUCCAAAAUGUUUUGGUAUCCUGAAGCAUUCAAAGUUCCUUUCACUGGAACUAAGGGGCCAAGCCCAACUCCUGAAAAACAACCCCACACCAUAAUUCCUCCUCCACCAAAUUUCACACUCGGCACAAUGCAGUCCGAAAUGUACCGUUCUCCUGGCAACCUCCAAACCCAGACUCGUCCAUCAGAUUGCCAGAUGGAAACGAGUGAUUCAUCACUCCAGAGAACGCGUCUCCACUGCUCUAGAGUCCAGUGGAGGCGCUUUACACCACUGCAUCCGACGCUUUGCAUUGCACUUGGUGAUGUGUGGCUUGGAUGCAGCUGCUCGGCCAUGGAAACCCAUUCCAUGAAGCUCUCUGCGUACUGUACUUGGGCUAAUCUGAAGGUCACAUGAAGUUUGGAGCUCUGUAGCAAUUGACUGUGAGGAAAGUCGACGACCUCUUUGCACUAUGCGCUUCAGCAUCCGCUGACCCUCUCCGUCAGUUUACGUGGCCUACCACUUCGUGGCCGAGUUGCUGUUGUUCCCAAACUCUUCCAUUUUGUUAUGAUAAAGCUGACAGUUGACUGUGGAAUAUUUAGGAGCGAGGAAAUUUCACGACUGGAUCUGUUGCACAGGUGGCAUCCUAUGACAGUUCCAUGCUGGAAUUCACUGAGCUCCUGAGAGCGGCCCAUUCUUUCACAAAUGUUUGUAAAAACAGUCUGCAUGCCUAAGUGCUAGAUUUUAUACACCUGUGGCCAGGCCAAGUGAUUAGGACACCUGAUUCUGAUCAUUUGGAUGGGUGACCGAAUACUUUUGGUAAUAUAGUGUAUAUGCUUACAGAGAUGGUAAUGAACCGCUGCCUGAGCAAAACCUCACAAUUACAGCUGGAUAAUAUGAAGAUCUAACGUCUAAAUUGUGAUCAAAUGCAGCCCAGAGCGCUUUUCUGGUAUCACGGGUAAUGCCAGUACUGACCAAUUCCACUUUUACUCGCAGUAACAAGUAGGCGAUUCAUUUUAUAAAUAUAUUUUUGUAUUGGGGCGGCACAAAGGCGCAGUGGGUUGAGUUGCCUUUUCAACUGCUUCAGGGUCCCUGGGUCAAUCAUGAGUUCAGGUUGUUGUCUGGUCUGUGCAGAGUUUUGCAAGUUGUCUCCAUGUCCAUGUGGGUUCACAGUUUUCUUCCAUCUCCCAAAAAAAAAAAACAUAUUGGUAUGUGAAUGGUUGUCGGUGUGUGAUGGACCACCGUCCCAUACCCUGUGUAUCCAUGCCACGUGCCCAGUGUUCCUGAGAUAGGCUGUGGAUCCAGCACAACCCUGACCAGUAUAAAGCCCUUACUGAAGAUGAAAAUGUUUGUACUGAAUGUUUAGUUUCCCUGCCAUUUCCUUUUUUUCUCAUUCAAAGCUUUACAUUUUAACAUGCUCUAUUUUGCAGGCUUUGCUAGCAAACCUAAAUAUCAACCUCUGUGUCUUGUAUCAUAUUUUUUGCCACUCGUUUUGGCAUUCAUAUGUAUGUUUCAGUGAAAAAGGCAACCUGACAAUAGGUAAGGUCAAACUACUGACUGAACAAUCAUCAUGUGUUCAAAUGUGUGUAUUGAACAAAGAGUUCGGAUGAGCAUGUUUCCUCUGCAUAUGAUCGUCUAUUAGAUCUAUUUCCAAGCGAAUAAAGAUCAUCUUGGAGUUCACACUGCACUUAAUUUAACUAUAUGCUCCUUAAUGUUCACAUGGCUUUAAUCAAACCUAUGAUUUGAUUGUGUUUUAAUCAUGGGUGUUUACCAUCAUUCCUAUCAGUUUCUCAUAUAUUAUACCACUUACUAAUUCAAGAUGCAAGAUGUUUACUCUAAGACUGUUGAUGCCCAUCAACCACCAAAAGCCAAACUGCAAAAACAUACAUUAUGUUAAGUAUUAAUAUUAUUUACAUACUUGUUAUUUUGCUGUAGAUUUAGAAUUGUUUGUACAGAGCAUUUCAAACCCUGUUUUGACACUGCACACAUUUGUUACACAUUCAAAUGACUGAAAGAAACAAAUAUAAUGCUUGAAAUAUGUGCCAAAUACUGUAUUUUAUGUAAAUGUAUGUCCACCCAUUGAAAAUCAUUUGCAUAUGUACAUAGAAUUUUGCAGAUUGCUAUUUCAUACCAUUUAUCAAGAACCAUUUUUUCUACUAAGCUUCAUACUGACCACUGUUUAGAAACGAUGAUUUAGCAGUAUGACAUGUCUCUACUACCUAUUUUUUUUAUGUCUAUACAUUUUUGCACCAAAUGAACCAUUUCAUUUUAUUUUCUAAUGUAAUAUGAAAAUAUACCAUGCUUGAUAUUUUUUUGUGCUACUGAUGAGUUGAUAUUUUCCCAAAGCAUUUUUUUUUCUUUGAUUUAAUUGUUUGAUAUACGCAUGUAAAUGCAUAAGUAAGUGAAUGUAAAUAUUGUGUCUGAAUCGACUGACUGCAAACAUUUUUAACAAAAAUAACACACUGUACCUUUCCUCACUGCAUGUUAUAUUAUUUUGAUAAAAGGACACUGUUGUCUUGUAUCGUAUUUAAUUUCUUGAGUUCGAUUUGAUGAAAGGACCCCAAUGGAAACAGCAGCUUUAUAAAACUGUGCUGAUGUUUAUGUUCGAAAGCCGUAACAUAAAUCGAUCGUAACGAGCUCAGCCUGGAGAAAUUAAAAUGAGAAAUAGGAUAGGUGACUAUGUAGCUGUUUAACUUCCAGUGAAGUCUGCAUAAAACUGCAGGAGGAGCCAACGCUUGUGCAAUAAUGUUUACCACUUGCAGGCACAUGGGAAUGGGUUUUAAGUGGGUGGGGCUGCCAACUGAAUGGAAAAGUUUGAAAAGUGUAGGCUCUAUGGCUUGUGUGUCUGUGUAAUCUAUCAGCUAUAUCAUUACGCAUCAUGUUUCAUAGCCACAGUAAACAAAUGGCUCCAAGCAUUGCAGUGCAGCCAAGUUGAACACAUUGUCACUGGAUUCUAAUGAUGUAGGUCUACUGUUUAGGUAAUAACAGACCUAACAGAUUCAGUGCAGAUGCAGACACACACAGAUAGCCUAAUCAAACACUACCAACAAACAAACCCAUUAAUGUUAUUCUUCCUACAUGGUAAUAAACGAACACUAACUGCACGGUGCUCGCUGUGGCCUCUGCUGGAGUGGCUGGAUCAGUACCAGUAUUGUUGUUUAUAUCCUUGCCCUGUUAGUAUUUGUGUCAUUAAUUUUUGUUUUCUUUAAAAAUAUUCAUUUGAAAUGAAAUCCAAUAUUCUACUUCCUGUUUUGCUCUUUCUGAUUGCCAAAUGUUCUGUUUUAGAAGCUUUAUUGAAACCAUCAUAAUAGCUUUUCUCAGCAAAUUUGCUCAAUAUAUAACAAAAAAUACUGUAUAUUCAGUGAGACCACUGUUUUACCCAAUGUUUAUGCAUUAUUUUAGCCUAAUUUAUGUUCCAUUUUUUCAUAUUUUUAGUUUUUAUAGCUGCUGCAUGCUAU
Molecule: messenger RNA, 7544 nt
Organism: Pangasianodon hypophthalmus (striped catfish)
Lineage: Eukaryota; Metazoa; Chordata; Actinopteri; Siluriformes; Pangasiidae
Gene: sh3bp4
Product: SH3-domain binding protein 4
Exons: 5
Coding region: 211-3093 (960 amino acids)
Cellular component (GO): cytoplasm
Molecular function (GO): protein binding
Source: RefSeq, a predicted model, not a curated record